AGUUCUUCGAUCAGGACAACCUCUUCUCAGGCAUGCCCGCAGGCAGGCCCUUCUCUGGUCCUCAGCCCCUUGGUCCCUUGCCCCAAGCUCUGCCCUGUUCGGGCAAGUGUUAAAAAGCUCUUUAGCUCUGCCAGUAAGUACCCAGAGGCACCCCAGUCUGCCAAGAAGCCUCCUGCCCAAAGGCUCUAAGCUCUCUCACUCCAUGGGAUGGCAAGCCUAGCUCCAUCAAGCCUAGUUCCAUAGACAAAUGCCCAGAGCUACCCCAUUCCACCAGGAAGCCACCUGCCCAAAGGCUCUCAGCUGUCACUGCAUGGGUAGGCACACCCACUGUAGCCACGCCUGAUGCUGGUCUCCUGGUUCUGCCGCUGCUGCUUGCCAUCUCACGCCAUCUUGGAUGUUAUGCUGUCUCUGUCUUUGGGUCUAGGAGUUUCUCAGAGCAGGGAUCCUGGGUCCAAAGGACAUGCUCCACUCCUAGCUGUUCUUUGUGGUAGUGAGGCGCCCCCUUUCCAUCUCUGGGAUGGCUUGUUUUAAGCCGCUUAGUGGGAUGGCAAAACUGACCAAUGCCCUCAUUCGGAUUCCAUAUACUUUAUUUGCGUGGUCCUAUUUCCACAAGGGUGCCAUGCACCUUAUUUGCACUGUUAGUAAGCUAUCCAGUUCUCUUGGUGGGCCACAAGUAUAUUCUAUGCAUAGUCUCAUCCAGUCAUUUGGUGGGAGUUAAAGACCAUGGUGAGAAAGGCCAUUUAAAAGCGAUCCAUCACACCGCAGUUGCUAUUGUUGGUUGUAACUUUUCAUUAUCUUCCCUAGCUGGUUUUUUAUGUAAAAUUGUUUUUGAAACCCUCUGCUUAAUAGACACUGAUUCUAACAUAUUUUUUCAAGUGACUCAUGUUUUCUCUGUGAAUAAUAUCAUCUGCACACAAUAGUAAUUUUGUCUCCUCUUUCCUAAUGGCUAUAUGCCUUUUCUCGUGUCUUAUUGCUUUGGCUAGAACUUCCAGAAUAAUGUUAAGUAAGAGGAGUAAUGACAAGCAACCUUGUAUUGUCCCAGGCAUUAAUGGGAAUUCAUUUACUAUCGUGCUUACCAGACUAUGCUCCAGGGAACACUAAUUCUUUGGAAUAUUAAUAUGUGUUCCUUGAGAGAAGAGUUCUUUGGUUAAAUGAAUUUGAAAAUGACUGACUUAAUUCUUUUCUGCAGGAUUUUUCAAAUGGAUUAUUAUGCUGAAGUGUUUUUGAAUCCCUAAGAUGUAUGGAUAUUAGGGGUAGCUCAUGGGCUUCUAUUCUGCUAAAUACAUUUUGGGAAAUACAGACAUGUUUCCUUUUUAAGGAUGAUAUUGCCCCUGGUUUGAGGUUGAUUUUGUUUAUUAUAUUAACAGUAUUGUUCUACUCCUAGCUUAGUGAGUAUUUUUUCCUUACUCUGAAAGGAUGUUUAACUUUCUUAUAUGCAUUUUUGUCAUAACAUUGAUUUGGUCAUACGGUUUUUCUUUUUUGACUUACUGAUGUUAUGAAUUACAUUUGUAUAUGUCCUAACAUACAGCCACCCUUACAUUGUGAAGCAGCCUUACUUGAACAUAAAAUAUUAUUCUUUUAAUAAAAUAGGUUAUAUUUGCUAGUAUUUUCUUUCGGGCUUUAAAAUCUGUUUUCUUAAGUGAAGUUGACAGUUUUCUUCUUUAUGCUGUUUGUCGUCUUCUGAUAUAAGUUACAACAUAUGAACUGAGAUGCUUUAAAUGUUUUACAUGCAUCCAGAACAUUGUGAACAGCCUGAAGAUCAUUUGUGCCUUGGCACUUCUGUUUCUUUUUAUUCAGUUCUGCCAGUUUAUGUGAUCCUAAAAAUAUGUCCAUUUUGUGCAGAUUUCAAAUCAUAAAUCUAGGAUAAAUAAGGGCAUAGUAUUCCUCUUUGAUUAAAAUGUUUUAACCUAAAUUCUGAUGUGAUUUAAAAAAAAAAAAUUCUGACAUGACCUAGCUAUACUAACUGGUUGGUCCUUUCCUGCCAAGAGUCUUAGAUUUAGUUGUGCGGUAUCUUGUCCUGUAAUUUUUUCAAUUCUCUGUGAUUAUAUGCUGUUUUUCUAUAUUUGUUUCUUGCUGUCUUUUGGCUAAUUAUUCCUUUUCUAACCUCUUGGGUGAUUUCAUUUAUUUUUAUUCUUUAUUCUUUAGUGAUAAAAACUUCUGGGGCACUGACUUUCUGUGCUGUAGUUCUUUGUUAAUUUUUUCAAAACCCCAUUUCAUUAUGAAAAUUCUCAAAUAUACAGAAAAGUUGAGAGAGUUUUACACUAAAAUCCAUAUUCCCACCAUCAGGAGUUUAUACAGUUAUUAACAUUUUAUUGUGUUUGCUUUAUCACAUAUCUGUCUACCUCUUUUUUUUUUUUUUGGAUGCGUCUUCAAGUUAGUUGAAGAUGAAAGUGAACUUCACUCCUAAAUCCUUCUUGCUGCAAUUUUGGUGCAAGAAGAAGGGAAACUGACCUAGAUGUGCUAGAGCUGUGAGUAGCAGUGGAGGAUGAUGCAACCAUUAUGCGUUUUACUGCCUAAAGAUAACUCUUCGUUGGAAGGCACUGAGCAUUGCUCUAUGAAUUACCAACCCAAAGAGGAUAUAAAGAUUACGCUUCUUGUCAGUAGAAAUGGACAGCAGCAGUUUUAUUCAGUUUGAUGUGCCCGAGUACAGCAGCACCGUUCUGAGCCAGCUAAAUGAACUCCGCCUGCAAGGGAAACUAUGUGACAUCAUUGUCCACAUUCAGGGUCAGCCAUUCCGAGCCCACAAAGCAGUCCUUGCUGCCAGCUCCCCAUAUUUCCGGGACCAUUCAGCAUUAAGUACCAUGAGUGGCUUGUCAAUAUCAGUGAUUAAAAAUCCCAAUGUGUUUGAACAGUUGCUUUCAUUUUGUUACACUGGAAGAAUGUCCUUGCAGCUGAAGGAUGUUGUCAGUUUUCUGACUGCAGCUAGCUUUCUUCAGAUGCAGUGUGUCAUUGACAAGUGCACGCAGAUCCUAGAGAGCAUCCAUUCAAAAAUCAGUGUUGGAGAUGUUGACUCUGUUACUGUUGGUGCUGAAGAGAAUCCAGAGAGUCGUAAUGGAGUUAAAGAAAGCAGCUUCUUUGCCAACCCGGUUGAGGUUUCCCCUCCAUAUUGCUCUCAGGUGCGGCAGCCCACCACAAGCAGUGAUCUUCGGAUGGAGACUACCCCCAGCAAAGCUUUGCGCAGCCGCUUACAGGAGGAGGGGCACUCGGACCGAGGGAGCAGUGGGAGUGUUUCUGAGUAUGAGAUUCAGAUAGAGGGGGACCAUGAGCAAGGAGAUCUGUUGGUGAGGGAGAGCCAGAUCACUGAGGUAAAAGUGAAGAUGGAAAAGUCUGACCGGCCCAGCUGUUCUGACAGCUCCUCCUUGGGUGACGAUGGGUACCACACUGAGAUGGUUGAUGGGGAACAAGUUGUGGCAGUGAAUGUGGGCUCCUAUGGCUCUGUGCUACAGCACGCAUAUUCCUACUCCCAAGCAGCCUCACAGCCAACCAACGUAUCAGAAGCUUUUGGAAGUUUGAGUAAUUCCAGCCCAUCCAGGUCCAUGCUGAGCUGUUUCCGAGGAGGGCGUGCCCGCCAGAAGCGGGCUUUGUCUGUCCAUAUGCACAGUGAUCUGCAGGGUUUGGUGCAGGGAUCUGACAGCGAGGCUAUGGUGAAUAACCCUGGGUAUGAGAGCAGUCCCCGGGAGAGGAGUGCAAGAGGUCACUGGUACCCAUACAAUGAAAGGUUGAUCUGUAUUUACUGUGGAAAGUCCUUUAACCAGAAAGGAAGCCUUGACAGGCACAUGCGACUCCACAUGGGAAUCACCCCCUUUGUGUGCAAGUUCUGUGGGAAGAAGUACACACGGAAGGACCAGCUGGAGUACCACAUCCGGGGCCAUACUGACGAUAAACCAUUCCGCUGUGAGAUUUGUGGGAAGUGCUUUCCAUUCCAAGGUACCCUCAACCAACACCUGCGAAAAAACCACCCAGGUGUAGCUGAAGUCAGGAGUCGCAUCGAAUCCCCAGAGAGAACAGAUGUGUAUGUGGAACAGAAACUAGAAAAUGAUGCAUCGGCCUCGGAGAUGGCCCUAGAUUCCCGAAUGGAAAUUCACACAGUGUCUGAUGCUCCUGAUUAAGAUGGUAAAGAAGUGCACCCAAACAAAGCACAUUAAUCAAUGCAUAUUUGUGAUUUGCUUUGUUGUAAUCUUUGGUUUUCCCAACCAUCUGGAAAUCUCUUGGUUUCUUGGCAGUCCGAGGUUUCUGGAUGGAACACUUCAUUGUGUUUAUCCUUUUCCCCAUCUUCCCUCCCCCAAGGAGCUCAAAGCAUGAAGGGCAGUGUAUCCAGGGAAAACACAGGCUGACAGUAUUCAUCUCUGGCUGAACUCUUUAAUCCAAAAUCUGCCAGUGAUUUAGCUAUGCCAACUGGUUGACCCUAUAUUCUCUGCCAAGAGGCAUACUCUCUCUCAUUGUGUGUGCUGGCAGUGGUGCGUUUCCACCAAGAGAGACUAGGAUGCCGUCAGCCGAUACAAAUGGGUAACCUUUUCUAAUUUAAAGUUACUUUUAGGGGAUAGUUAGACAAUUUAUAUAUAUAUAUAAUAAAGUGAUUAUUAUAUAUAUGGUAUAUAUACAUUCUCAAAUUUGAUUUUAUUCUAGUUGAGGUGAAUGUAAAAGGAUUAUAUAAUACAAUGUGAACAGGGCUUUCGACUCUGUCUCAUCCCUACCUAAUAUGUUAGGGUUUUGCCCCUUUAUUUCUCUUACGAAAGAAUGUUAAUGGUUUUCAUAUAUAUUAAUCAUUGUGUCCAAAAGCAAGCAAAGCAAAUCACAGUCUUCAUAGCUCUGCUUCAUAACAAGUACAUAAACCAAAUGCCAUAAAAUGUGCUCUAGUUGGAAACCAUUUGGAAUUUUUGUUAGUUGUCCAGUGGGUGAGCUGGAUGACCUGUGGUGCUGACCUUUUUACAUAUUGUAGUGUUAUAUUAGCCAACCCCAAAGGAGCAGUGGUUUUCAAUGUUUUUACUGGCCUACAAAUCUACCUUCAUUCCGUACUGUAGAAACAUACAUACCAGGUAACUAAAUCGCAUCACUCUACCACAAGCUAGUACUCGCACUAAAGGAAAGGAAUUUGUAGCUCAGGCUACAAAAUUCUCCAAGCAGUGUUGUGUUCUUUUUCUUUCUCUUUUCAAACAGCCAGUUCAGGUGCACAGCAACUUUUUCUACAUGCAGUUCCCAGGGAAACUGCAGAACUUGGAAUUUGUACUUUUUGUAAAGAUAUACUCUAUGGGAAUUGCAAGCAAUAUAUCUAUCUUAGUAUUGUGUGUGCUAAUGAGAGCCUCAGUGGCUCCCCCACUCUCAGUGUUUCCUGCUUAAAGAAACCAACAGUUAAAAAGCCCUCUAGUAUACUGUGUGUCACCAAAUCUGUGUAUGUCACCAUUUUUUUGGUCACGUGGUGCUAUUUUUAUGUUAAGUAUCUUUUAGGUCAGUAUAGUAUAGAAAAUGUGAAAUCUAAUGGUAAUAGUGAAUUACAGUUUUUUUCUUCUUUUGAGUUCAUAGCUUGAAAAGAGACCUCAAAAGCAUGUGCUGGCAAACACAUUACUGUAUAAAAACUUUCCUGAGUCCUAUUUCAAUAAUGUGUUAGUAGUACUUUAGGAAAUGUCUUCAGUUCUAGAUUUUCCUCACGUGUGCUUCUAGUAUACAAAACAGGCUUUACAAGAUUGCUUUGGUACUGUAUACUCUGGCAAAGAAUAAUUUUGUGAGUAAUUUGGUUGUGAGUUUGUGCUGCAGGCUGCUGUCAUCACCCCAGACUCUGCUUGACAACCUUGGCUCUGAAAACUCACAACCAACAGUUCUCCACAGGAGAGCAGCAAAACCACCGGAAAAAAAACAAAAACAAAAAGAGCAGCCUCAUAGGCUAUGAGUUAAGUUAAAGGAAUACAAAAAAUAGAUGUUUGCUGGUUUUCCAUGCUUUUUUGUCUCUUAAUAUACAAAUAAUGGUGGGUUUUUUUGUUUGUUUUUGUUUUGUUUUGAGAAAAAAACAAAAACCAUUCAAGCCCUUUGUGUGUAAUAGACCCCCGGGGGUGAUAGCUGUGCAGUAGCAUCUCUUUAGCACACAGAUCUGCUCACAUGUGAACUGCUGCACUACACAUCAGUGUUCCUACGUACAGAUUACACUCUAACUCCUGCUGCUCCAGAGGAGCGGCUCUUGCUAAAUCGGGUAUAUAGUAUGCCUUUUUCCUUGUCAAACUGCCUAAGUAAGGGGUUUGUUCUCUCCCUGAAGCACUCAUUCAACUCCUUUAUAAAGCCGUGUGCCUCAAGGGGAGGCUGGACCCCAAGUGUUUACCCACUUAAAUAUGUUCUGGGGUUUCAGGUGAAUGUUUGUGAAUUCUUUUUCCUUACAUGAAUAAGUUUGGUUUUGAUUUUUUUUUUAAAGAAUUAAAUGCAAAAAAAAUUGUGUUUUAAUACAAGUUAAGUUCGUGACAAGAAAUGCCCAAAUCAAGGACAUGAGAGGUCAGGCUCAGGGAAGGAACCUCCUUUUCACUCAGGCUUGGGGCCUUCCGAGAGGUCUCCAGAGCAUUCUGCGAGAUGUGAGACAAGUUAGGAGGGGAGGGCGCUUGGGGCAAGCACCUUGAAUGUCCUGGUUCUUGUCAUUGUGUCAGUCUUAACCUUAUUUACAUGGAGUUCUUUGUAUUUGUAAAUUUGUUUAACUGGUUUGAGUUUACCAAAGAGUGACUUAUCCAAAAUUGUCUCUGACAAAAAUAAACAUUGCUUUGAUUGUACAGUUCAGGUUCAAACAUUGUAAUGGGACUGUUAAAGGGGCAGAAAAUUGACUGAGUUUCUCUCUAAUAAUCAUAAUUCCGCAUUUUGCAAGUUUCACUUGCUCCCAUUCAUGUUGCUAACACUUUUUACCCUUUCCACUGCUCGCAGUGUUAAGAAUGAAUUCUCAAGCCAUAACACAGUACUGUAAAGUUCCACAGGGCUUUGAGGGAGGCAGCCGUAGACCAGCACAGAGCUGUGUAGCCUCUCUGAGCACUCAUAUUGCCAUGCUUCCCAGUGUGCAUGGCUGUGAAAGAUUAACUCCGGCAGCAGCAAUUAAUUGUGCCUUGUCACAUGAGGAUGUGCCAGGAGGAUUAACAUGACCACAGAACAGAAACAUUCUCUCCCCGAAGUUCAUGUCUCCACAGACGAAGUACGCUAUUGUAACUCCUUAGAGCAACUGUUUUUGGAAAGCAAAGUCCCUAUUUCUGUACAGUUUUAGGUUAGAUGUUUCAUUUAUAACAAAUGCAGAAAUCAAUUAAGAUAAAGUGAUAUGUGAAGAAAUCUUUUACAGUAAAUAUAUCCUAAAUUCAUAUAGGCUUGUUCAUAAUUGAGUCUCUUCUUGAGCUACCUUUUUCAAUACGUAGACAAUGUGAAGACAGUGACAGCGUCCUUUUUUUUCCUAUAGUUGUUUAACCUGUUAUUACAAACUGUGAAAACAAAGAAGCUUAUACUUUUACUAAUGUUUGUGGUUCUAAACAGUUACUUUCAUUUUAAUCAGUUCUCUAUCCUAUAAUUUCUACUACAGCUGUAAAUACAUUUAGAAAUUAUAUUUGUAAAUACAGUAUCUGAUGACAAGUUAAUUUUUUGGUCAGUGGAAAGCCUCCCAAUCGGCUCUGCCUUGGUUUUUUUAUUUUUUUAAACAGCAGAAAGGAUACUGUCGGUUCACUGUUAAGCAGAAUAUACUGUAGAAUUAAAUUGAUAGUUUUUUUUUUAAUAAUCAUCCAGAGCAUGAGUAGAUGUCUUUUCUAAUAAUAGUAGUCAUAACCAAGUCUUUGUUUUUCCCUUAGCCCAGACCAUAGACCUGCAUAUUUUUGUGUGUGGUUUUGUUUUUAGUUCUGUUUCUACAGGCUAAAUUUUAGGAAGAACUUGCAGGAAUACAAAACAAGGGCUGGGAGGAAAAUCAUCUGUGUGAAUGAGCUUUACU
Molecule: messenger RNA, 7927 nt
Organism: Trichechus manatus latirostris (Florida manatee)
Lineage: Eukaryota; Metazoa; Chordata; Mammalia; Sirenia; Trichechidae
Gene: ZBTB34
Product: zinc finger and BTB domain containing 34
Exons: 3
Coding region: 2607-4109 (500 amino acids)
Biological process (GO): regulation of transcription by RNA polymerase II
Molecular function (GO): protein binding; DNA-binding transcription factor activity, RNA polymerase II-specific; RNA polymerase II cis-regulatory region sequence-specific DNA binding
Source: RefSeq, a predicted model, not a curated record